CAGCAGCAGCAGACGAAGCACGCAUGCGCGGGAGGAGCGGCACAGCCCAGGCGGCCCCGAAGCUGGAAGGAGGACGCGGAACUCUCUUGGGGAUGUUUCGGUCCUUGGGCAGCCUGAGGCCUUGGCACGUGGGACCCCGCUCCACCCUCUGGGGGAGAUGUGUGGCUGGCAGUGCCCGUCCCCAGCCCCUCUGCCUUAGCCAGCUUACCUCCGCACGCCACGGCCCAGGCUGGUGGCCCUCUCGGCUGGAGGUCUGGAAGCAGGGUGGCUUGCUGCCAUUCUCUGCCCCCGCUGGCCAGCUUGCCUUUCCUAGAGGCGGCGGCGCUUUGAUCUGGAGCAAGACUGUCUGGAGGCCCUUCUCCCAAGGGACCUCACAGACCCCCAGGCUGGAGCCCCAGUAUUCCCUGAGGACUCGCCUGCUGGUGGUUUCCAUCGUUAGCCUCCAGCUUCUGCUGGGCUGGCUGUAUCUCCGCUCAGAGAAGCAGCAGCAGGAGAAGCAGAAACGCAUCGAGGAGCUGAGGAAAGUGGCCAUUGGCCAGGGCAACUUCCACCUGGUGGACCACACGGGGCGCCCCUUCUCCAAGGAGGACCUCAAGGGCAGCUGGGUCCUUCUGUACUUUGGAUUCACCCACUGCCCCGACAUCUGUCCAGAGGAGCUGGAGAAGAUGAGCCGGGUGGUGGACCUGCUGGACCGGGACCCCCGGCUGCCCCGCCUCCAGCCGCUCUUCAUCACGGUGGACCCCGAGCGGGACACCGUGGAGGCCGUGGCCAAGUACGUGAAGGAAUUCCACCCGCGGCUGCGGGGGCUGACUGGCACCCCCGAUCAAGUGCGGGAGGCUGGCCGGGCCUACCGCGUCUACUACAGCACCGGCCCCAAAGACCAGGACAAUGACUACCUCGUGGACCACACGGUCAUCCUCUACCUGCUCAGCCCAGACGGGCUCUUCCUGGACUACUACAACCGGUACAAGACGGACACCAAGAUUGCCCAGAGCAUCAAGGAGCACAUGGCCACCUACCCAGGCCUCUUCGGCUGAGCCGGUGCUGGCGGGAGCGAGACGCUUUAAGGGUGAACAGGCAGUUGUCGAU
Messenger RNA from Candoia aspera, 1089 nucleotides. It is a transcript of the gene SCO2, whose product is annotated as protein SCO2 homolog, mitochondrial. The coding region runs from base 24 to 1037 and encodes 337 amino acids. Gene Ontology annotation, biological process: mitochondrial respiratory chain complex IV assembly. The transcript is spliced from 2 exons. The record is from RefSeq and is a predicted model, not a curated record. NCBI's taxonomy places the organism in Eukaryota, Metazoa, Chordata, Lepidosauria, Squamata, Candoiidae.